GCACCAGGUGUUCAUGAUAUGAACAGUUUUACUGUGACAGAAUCAUCUUGUUCAAACAGCCGACGCUACAGCUUCGCAAGGACUCUUUGUGUAUGUAAUGUAUAUGUACAAAAAACACCUCACGACAUUGGCUAUUUAUAGCGACCUCGUACUAGUGUUGUCAUGCUUAAACCUGUAUAAACACGUGACACUAUCGACGAACGUACUCUUUAAGUGCAUACAUUCAAGAGCAGAUAACUCUGAACAUUAUUCGCCACAGUUUUGAUGCAAAUUCCACUUCCUGCUGUAAAGUGCCUGGUGUCUGCGUUGUGGUCUGUGGCCUUGGUGACUGCCUACUCGCCACCCUGCUCAAGAGAUACAAGGUUGACGAUAAAGCGGUCAUGGAAAAUUCUGAGAACAUGUUUUCCGAGGAAUCCCUGACAAGUGAUGUGGCGCUUGUAGUCGAGGACCAAAAGCUGCACGUGAACAAAACGGUACUUUCGCUUGCAUCUCCAGUCUUUGAAAAAAUGUUCUUUGGGGAGUUCAAAGAGAAAACCUUAUUAGAAGUUCCGCUACCCGGGAAGACAUACGACGACAUGGUAGAGCUGCUACUGUGCAUCUACCCAUCGACCGCCAAUCCGGUCACAGUAGACAACAUUGACGCACUACUUCCACUAGCGGAGGAAUAUGCAAUGAUGUCUCUAAUGCAACGCUGUCGCAGGUUUGUAAAGACCUACCUGAAACUACACGUGCGAACUUUAUCCAAGUCUCAGCUGGUACAUUUCAUGCAUCUAGCAGACCAAUAUGACUUUGAUGAUGUCCUUGAGGAUUGUCUAGCUCGGGCUGUGCACAUUGAAUACAGUGGCACUAAUGGGCUACAACACCAGGAGGAGUUCCAAGAUCUCAGUGACAAGGCGGCUGUCCAGUUCUUUAAGCGGCGAUUGGUGUUGAUGGAGGGACCUGACAGACCGGUGGUGGCAAAAGCCGCCCCUACUGCGUUUAUGAGAUACCCAAAACCAGUAGUGAAUUGAUGAAUGAAGUGUGUUUCGCUGCAGUCAGUAGCAUAAUAGCUAUAUCAAGGCGACCUGUAAAUAAUCGAGUCCUGGACAUGCUCAAACAGUAGACACCGGAUCUUAAUUUAACUCGUCUCUAACAACAAUCCUGUGUUACUAGGCACAUACAUAAGGAGGCAUUAAAGACAAAUUGUAUACAACUAUAUAAGAGGUUCUUUGACAAUAGGUCUGAGUGAAACUGUUGACAUCGAAUAUGUUUCAGUUCUCUGUUGCUUAUGUAUAUUAAAAGUUAUUUCACAGAACGUCUAAUCACAAGGAUCACAAUGUAUGUUAGAACCAAUUUCCCUUCAUCAAGUUUUUUUUUAUCUAAGUUACAAUCACUUUGCCUUCUCAUGUUCAAGAUUUUCACAAAGUAAAGGGUAAAAUUAUG
Molecule: messenger RNA, 1422 nt
Organism: Haliotis rufescens (red abalone)
Lineage: Eukaryota; Metazoa; Mollusca; Gastropoda; Lepetellida; Haliotidae
Product: BTB and MATH domain-containing protein 38-like
Exons: 2
Coding region: 381-1010 (209 amino acids)
Molecular function (GO): protein binding
Source: RefSeq, a predicted model, not a curated record